CCCAGAUUUGGUGGAUUCAGGUCAACAGUUUGUUUUGCUCUGCGGUUAGUUGCUGCAUUACUUCGCGACUCAACGGUGACCGAAAGCCCGCAAAUGAGCUACACUGAAUAUUCCGAACUCGAGGAGUUGGGUGAGCAGCUGCCCCGGUACCGGCCGGACUCGAUCGCAGCCCUGCGGCGAGCCACCCGGUUCACGGAGCCCGAGCUGAAGCGCCUCUACCGGGGCUUCAAGGCAGAGUGCCCCACUGGAGUUGUGAAGGAAGACACCUUCAAAGUCAUAUACUCACAGUUCUUCCCGCAAGGAGCAAAUACUGCACAAUACGCACACUUCGUGUUUAACACGUUGGACCAAGAUAGAAGUGGACUGUUAAGUUUUGAGGAAUUUGUAACUGGCUUGUCGAUACUAUCCCGGGGCACGCUGGAAGAGAAGCUGCGGUGGACAUUCUCCUUGUACGAUAUAAACGGAGACGGGUACAUCACUAAAGAAGAAAUGACCGAGAUCGUCAACGCGAUAUACGACCUAAUGGGCAGAAUCGUGGACCCGUCGGUAGAUGAAGAAAUUAUCCGAGAAAAAGUUGAAAGGCUAUUUCAGAAAAUGGAUCUGAACCGCGACGGAGUUUUGACGCUAGAUGAAUUCCUGGAUUGCUGCCUACGUGACGAAGACAUCUCCCGGUCCAUGGGCGUAUUCGACAGCAACUUCUGACGACCUGCGAGCGGCGCGCGCGCACCCCUCCGUCGCGCUCCGUAGUUGGGUCACUUAGGGUACAUGAUAAUGGACGCUUUGUAUGAGGGGUUGAAGAUCUACAAUGAAAUACAUCGCAAAAAAUGGCAACUGCUCUUUCAACUCUAUUCAGGAACUCGAGCGUGUGUUGAAGCUGGCUGGAUUUGAAUGUAACGAAUUAUUUUAAAUACAUUAUAAUGGCAGACAACUGUUCUGAAAGUUAAAAUCGUAGAUAUUUUAUUCAUUUCUGAGACGUAUUGUUUUGCAAAAUAGGGCUCUACAUGAUUAAUUGUGUAAUAAAUUGGUGUCAAUGUUAAUUUGAUUAUGUAUAACAAAUUUAACUUCCGUAGAUUUUGUAAGUACGUAUAAUUAAACACGUAAUUAUGCAUAUUAUUUGAAUAUUUUAGUUAAUUUGUAUAAAAUUUAAACGACACUAAGUAUUUAGAUAGACAGUUUUGAAUUAAUGAGACGUCGAAUCUUAGGUAAUUCCUUAACUGAAGUACUUCCUAUGUAUGUGUUGAUUUAGAGGCAUACGUUUUAAGUGUUUGCAGAUUUAAUACUUCUUCUAAUAAUAAGUACCUAUACUCGUGUAUUUUCGCGGAAACUAUCCGAAACACGGUCUUUUAGAAAUUAUAGUGAAUCUAACAGAAUCUUAACUAGUUUUUAAUCGGAGUAUCGAUAUUAGAGAUCCAGUUGUAAAUCCUUUUGUCUAUCUAUUAGAUGAUCCACAGAAUACAGUCAGUUACAUAUUAAUGAUCGAUGUUUGCAACCAGUUCUUUGUAGAUUUGUUUAGAUUACUGUGUGUAGAACCUAAACUCGUUUCCUGACUACAUUGUUAAAAUGAAACUUCGAAAUCUAUAAAUGAAAGUAACAUAAUGCGCUAUAUCUUGUAUGUACUUAUUGAUUUUCUUGUGAACUGCUUUUAGACCAUCUCUUAUAUCCUUCUGCUUUCUCUUCUUUUUCAAAUCGUUCCGGCCAUUUUUUAUAGAUGUUUAGAUUGUAAUAUUCAUUUUAAGGUGGUUAUAAUACCGACGAUUUAGAUAUUUUAUAUUUAUAAUUAUUUAGGCAUUGUGUCAUUAAGAUAUACCUCCCAGCGCCGCUUUCGCAAUCUUGUGCUUGUCUUGAAUAAUGUUAAUUAGGUCCUUAUAUGUUUGCUAUAUGAGAUUAUCCAUGAAAGGCCUAAGGCUCAGCAAAGUAAUUCAUACCUAUUUAAAUAAAACAGGUCACAACACUGCCAUAAAUUACAAAAUACUUAUUAGAUACCUUUUCAAAAUCAGUUAGCAGGACGUGACUAGUUGAGCCCUCGAUGUAUUUUUCAUUUGCCUUUUCUUCGGGACAAUAAAUGAAAAGAUGAAAAAUAUAAAAGUAACAAUUUUAAAACACUUUAAUUAAUUACAGCUUAUUUACUUUAGUCGUGUCACGUUUCUAUGUCAUAUAAAGAAUUCUUAAAUGUUUUCUAAGAUAAUAAUAUCAUAGACAUGUAAAUAGAUUUGUACAUAAAAUUUAAUGUAGAAUUAAAUGUGUAUAUUUUCAUAGUAAAUGUUAAAUGGAACCAAUAAAUAGAUGGCAUAUUAAAUAUUGUCUAAUAUGGUAUUGUCCAACCAACUUCUUGCAAACUUAAAAGAACAAUAUUACUAUGAAAAAUCAAUGUGAUUAAAGAAGUGAUGAUAAAAUACAGAAUAGAGUAAACCUACCAAUUAAAAGUUUAUUUUUAAUGUUGGAUAUUCAAAUAACUAUUCUUCUUAACUGCACUUACAAAGUACCUACUUGUUUAUAUUUAAACCACAUGAAAUAUUUUGUUGUACAAUUUUAAACAUUAUUGGUCGAGCUUACAUAGAUAAGAAAAUUUAUGUAUGUGUCUUCCUAAACAAAUUAUGUUUCUAUUCUCCUUUAUGGUUAAUAGCCAAAUUAAAACUGGCAGUGACUUGUUCACACACAAGACGAUGUAUAGUAAUAUGAAGAGUUAAUAAUACUGUUCAAAUAGGUACCAUAAGAAUAAUAAAUUGAUGUUGCUAAUUUGUGUUUUUGAUCGAGGAUGAUUACAAUACUUUUUGUUUUAUUAGAUAGAUUCCACCCCAUUUGAUUAAUUUAUUAAUUCAAGUAGGUGUUUCUUUUUUAUCCCUUUACCUAUUCGAACAGUUGUAAUGGACUAGCUAUGUACUAAAAAGUCUUAUGAUGAAGAUAAGUAUAAAAUGUUUAGAUAAAAACAAUGUAGAAAGUACUUAUUACGAAUGAAUUAUUAUUCUGACCUAUAGAAGCUUAAAAACGAUUUGAUUAAAUUAUAGACAGUAACUUUUUUGUUGAGUUUCGAAAUAAAAAUACAGACCUUAUUAUCAUAAGUGUUAAGUCUAAAAUAUUAGUGCCAAAUGUUUACCGAACAGGCGAAUGUGUAAAUUCUGUCUUUCAUGAAAAUGUAUUAUGAAAUUAAAAUAAAUGUCAUGGUUUAAUUAAAUUUAAUCAUGUCAUGCUUCAAGCAAGUUCUUUUAAUAAAGCAGUGUGUGUUAUUUAUUCAGGAUUUAUAUAGGCCUAUUUAGGAGAUUAAAUUUAAAGUUCGAUUUUGUCUAAGGUCCAUGUACUUACUUACUAGUGUAAAAUCUACAGGUACUUGAUGUUAGAGUAGCCUCUGUUUUGUCCUAUAGGACCCCACUGUGUGUUACCAUGCAUGUGAUGUCAUAUCUAACGCGAUUGUUGCAGCUAUUGUUGUAGGAUUUUCAGUUACAAAGAACAC
Messenger RNA from Ostrinia nubilalis (European corn borer), 3448 nucleotides. Its product is annotated as Kv channel-interacting protein 4. Gene Ontology annotation, molecular function: calcium ion binding. The record is from RefSeq and is a predicted model, not a curated record. The transcript has 6 exons. NCBI's taxonomy places the organism in Eukaryota, Metazoa, Arthropoda, Insecta, Lepidoptera, Crambidae. Bases 94 to 702 code for a protein of 202 amino acids.